AUGAUUCAAAAAAUGAGCCCAAGCUUAAGGAGGCCAUCAACGAGGUCUAGUUCUGGUUCAAGUAAUAUCCCACAAUCGCCCUCUGUACGAUCAACUUCAUCGUUUUCUAAUCUGACAAGAAACUCCAUACGGAGCACCUCUAAUUCGGGUUCUCAGUCGAUUUCUGCAUCUUCCACUAGAAGUAACUCCCCACUAAGAUCCGUAUCAGCCAAAUCCGAUCCCUUCCUUCACCCAGGUAGGAUAAGGAUCAGGCGGAGCGACAGUAUUAACAACAACUCGAGAAAAAACGAUACAUAUACUGGGUCAAUCACUGUGACCAUCCGGCCGAAACCACGGAGCGUUGGAACUUCCCGUGACCAUGUGGGGCUAAAAUCGCCCAGGUACUCUCAACCAAGAUCCAACUCACAUCACGGUAGCAAUACAUUUGUUAGAGACCCCUGGUUUAUUACUAAUGACAAAACAAUAGUGCAUGAAGAAAUUGGAGAGUUCAAGUUCGAUCAUGUUUUUGCUUCCCAUUGCACUAAUUUGGAAGUUUAUGAAAGAACCAGUAAACCAAUGAUUGAUAAGUUAUUGAUGGGGUUUAAUGCCACCAUAUUUGCGUACGGUAUGACCGGGUCAGGUAAAACGUUUACAAUGAGCGGAAAUGAACAAGAGCUAGGCCUAAUUCCUUUAUCUGUGUCGUAUUUAUUUACCAAUAUCAUGGAACAAUCAAUGAAUGGCGAUAAAAAGUUCGACGUUAUAAUAUCGUACCUCGAAAUUUACAAUGAAAGGAUUUACGACCUGUUAGAAAGCGGAUUAGAAGAAUCCGGUAGUAGAAUCAGUACUCCUUCAAGGUUAUAUAUGAGCAAGAGCAACAGCAAUGGAUUGGGCGUAGAAUUAAAAAUCAGAGAUGACUCUCAGUAUGGGGUCAAAGUUAUCGGUCUCACCGAAAGAAGAUGUGAAAGUAGUGAAGAAUUAUUGAGGUGGAUUGCAGUUGGUGACAAAAGUAGGAAAAUUGGCGAAACUGACUACAAUGCAAGAAGCUCACGAUCUCAUGCCAUUGUACUGAUUCGUUUAACAAGUACUAACGUAAAGAACGGCACCUCAAGAUCGAGUACAUUGUCGUUGUGUGACCUAGCAGGUUCGGAAAGGGCUACGGGGCAACAAGAGAGGAGAAAGGAAGGUUCAUUCAUCAACAAAUCCUUACUUGCUUUGGGGACUGUGAUAUCCAAACUCAGUGCCGACAAGAUGAACUCAGUAGGCUCAAACAUUCCCUCGCCAUCUGCAAGUGGCAGUAGCAGCAGUAGUGGAAAUGCUACCAAUAACGGCACUAGCCCAAGCAACCACAUUCCAUAUCGUGAUUCUAAAUUGACUAGAUUAUUGCAGCCGGCACUAAGCGGUGACAGCAUAGUGACAACGAUAUGUACAGUCGACACCAGAAAUGAUGCGGCAGCGGAAACUAUGAAUACGCUGAGGUUUGCAUCAAGAGCGAAAAACGUCGCACUUCAUGUAUCCAAAAAAUCCAUCAUCAGUAACGGGAAUAACGAUGGAGAUAAAGAUCGCACCAUUGAGCUACUGAGACGCCAAUUGGAAGAACAACGUAGGAUGAUCUCUGAAUUGAAGAACCGUUCAAACAUUGGCGAGCCCUUAACCAAAUCUUCCAAUGAAAGUACUUAUAAAGACAUUAAAGCCACCGGCAAUGAUGGUGAUCCGAAUUUGGCUCUAAUGAGAGCGGAGAAUCGAGUAUUAAAAUAUAAACUAGAGAAUUGUGAAAAACUACUAGAUAAAGAUGUGGUUGAUUUGCAAGAUUCUGAGAUUAUGGAAAUUGUAGAAAUGCUUCCCUUUGAGGUCGGCACCCUUUUGGAAACAAAGUUCCAAGGUUUGGAAUCACAAAUAAGGCAAUAUAGGAAAUACACUCAAAAACUUGAAGACAAGAUCAUGGCGCUAGAAAAAAGUGGUCAUACUGCAAUGUCGCUAACUGGGUGUGACGGCACUGAAGUGAUCGAAUUACAGAAGAUGCUCGAGAGGAAGGAUAAAAUGAUUGAGGCCCUGCAGAGUGCCAAACGACUGCGGGAUAGGGCUUUGAAACCACUCAUUAAUACACAGCAAUCACCGCACCCUGUCGUGGAUAACGAUAAAUGA
Saccharomyces cerevisiae S288C is the source of this 2121-nucleotide messenger RNA. RefSeq names its product Kip2p (gene KIP2). The transcript has a single exon. The record is from RefSeq and is marked reviewed. Gene Ontology annotation, molecular function: microtubule motor activity; ATP binding; cytoskeletal motor activity. Gene Ontology annotation, cellular component: cytoskeleton. Gene Ontology annotation, biological process: microtubule-based movement. The coding region runs from base 1 to 2121 and encodes 706 amino acids. Lineage: Eukaryota; Fungi; Ascomycota; Saccharomycetes; Saccharomycetales; Saccharomycetaceae.